CUCUAUCUCCUUCCUUCCUUCCUUCCUCCAGUCCCCUCUCUCUCUGCUGCACUUCUCUCUCCUAACUCUCUAACUAACCUAUGCACUUGUAGCUUCUCUCUCUCUCCCUCUCUCUCUCUCCCUCUCUCUCUCUCCAUGGGCUCUCCUUCCACACUCUUCCUCUACUCUCCUCCAAACAUUUCCUUGGAAGCACGCGUUCACCGAGGCGAAACCUUCCGCUGCUCCAGGAGCUUUCGCGUUCUCCGGGGGCUGUUUCCGGCAAAGGCACUAUUUGUCAACAGAGGGAGAUUGAAAAGAUUGCUUCUUCUAAGAGCAGCAUCGUCCUCCAAGGGUGACGUUGGUCCGAGGCGGAGGGUUUACACGGAGUCUCAGGGCCAGGAUCCCCUGCCGUUAAGUCGUGUGAAGGAGUUUGCCGCGUUCGCUGUGCCAGCCGGCGCCUUUCUUGCCAUUACUUUAGUUGUAUGGAAAUUGUUGGAAAAAGUCCUUCCAAAAACAUCUACUUAUUCGUCCGUGGCAAGUAAACCUUCUAUGCAAGGAAUAAAGUGGUCUCCUGGCACAAGUAUACUACAAGGUUUUGGUGCAAAGGCUGGGGGAGAGCCCAGGAAAAGGCUCAAUCAUUUUGCCAAAGAACUUAGGUCUUCCAGUAGGGUUGACAUUUCAGGUUGCAACUUUGGAGAUGACGGAUUAUUUUUUCUUGCCGAAAGCUUGGCCUACAAUCAGGCUGCGGAGGAAGUAAAUUUUGCUGCUAAUGGAAUAACUGCUACUGGAUUGAAAGCCUUUGAUGGAGUUCUUCAAUCAAACAUGUUUCUAAAGAUUCUUGAUCUAUCUGUUAACCCCAUUGGAGACGAGGGAGCUAAGUGCCUUUGUGACAUACUGGUGGGUAAUGUUGGGAUUCAAAAGCUCCAGCUGAACAGUGCAGACUUGGGUGAUGAGGGAGCAAAGGCUAUUGCUGAGAUGUUGAAGAAAAACUCGAGCCUACAUGUUCUUGAACUUAACAACAAUAUGAUUGAUUAUUCUGGAUUUACUAGUCUUGCUGGAGCACUCCUAGAAAAUGAUAGUAUACAGAGCCUAUAUCUAAAUGGCAACUACUGUGGUGCUUUGGGGGCUGCUGCUCUGGCUAGAGGGCUGGAGGGAAACAAAUCUUUGAGGGAAAUCUCUCUACAAGGAAAUUCCAUUGGAGAUGAAGGAGUUCGCGCUCUUAUGUCUAGUGUGUCUUUACGUGAAGGUUUGCCUUCCUUUAUUAACUUCAAUUAUGGUAGACUUCAACAUCUAGACAUUGGGAACAAUGCAAUUACCUCAAAAGGUGCCUUUCAUGUUGCUGAAUAUGUCAGGGAAAGCAAGAGCUUAGUAUUCUUGAAUCUGUCUAUGAAUGAUAUUGGAGAUGAGGGAGCCGAGAAAAUUGCAGAGGCUUUGAAGCAGAAUCAGUCAUUAGCAAACUUGGAUUUGGGGGGAAACAACAUCCAUGCCAAAGGGGCUAGUGCCAUUGCUCAGGUUUUGAAAGAGAAUUCUAUCAUUACAAAGUUGGAAAUUAGUUAUAAUCCCAUUGGACCACACGGGGCAAAAACUUUAUUUGAAGUUCUUAAAUCUCAUGGAAAUAUAAAGACCCUGAGUCUUGGUUGGUGCCAGAUAGGUGCAAUGGGUGUAGAGUUCAUUGCUGAUGCUCUGAAAUACAACUCUACCAUCUCCACUCUGGACUUGCGAGCGAAUGGGCUUGGAGACGAGGGUGCUAUCUGUCUGGCUCAGAGCUUGAAAGUGGUUAAUGGAGCUUUGACUUCGCUUGAUUUAGGGUUUAAUGAAAUAAGAGAUGAUGGGGCCUUUGCCAUUGCCCGAGCGCUCAAAGCUAAUGAGGAUGUGAGCAUUACAAAACUAAAUCUUGCCAGCAACUCUAUUAGCAAAUUGGGGCAGGGUGUUCUCACAGAUGCAAUUGACCAUGUAUAUGAGAUGACUGAAAAGGAAGUCAACAUUUUUUUCUGAAUUGCUUUUCGAGGGGAAUAUAAUGUAUCCUUUUCUCGAUAUGUUGAAUUUUUCGUUGUUCUUUGGGCAGUUAUAUUUUGCCUUUUUGCCGCCGAGUUCCUACUCUCUUACUAUUAACCAACAUCCAUCAACAUAGGCAGCAUCAGAAAUUUUGGCCGCGAGAGAUCCUAGUUAGCUUGAUGAACUUGUUUAGUCCUCUUUUUAAUAGUUAUUUAUAGUGAGGUAGAGCUCAUAUUUAGGGAUCAUGCUUUACAAUAUCUUAGGGUGCUCGUGAUAUAAUUGAUUUGGAAAGGUGUUAUUUAUUUC
Messenger RNA from Rhododendron vialii, 2280 nucleotides. RefSeq lists its product as uncharacterized. Lineage: Eukaryota; Viridiplantae; Streptophyta; Magnoliopsida; Ericales; Ericaceae. Gene Ontology annotation, molecular function: protein binding. Bases 136 to 1974 code for a protein of 612 amino acids. The transcript has 18 exons. The record is from RefSeq and is a predicted model, not a curated record.